AUGACUGUGAACAUAACCUCCAUCAAAACAUCCUCCAAUGGAAUCUGGCAAGGCGAUAAUCCCCUCGAUUACGCUUUCCCUCUUCUCAUUGUUCAAACCGUCUUAGUCCUCGUUGUUUCUCGCUCCCUCGCUCUCCUCUUCAAACCCCUCCGCCAACCAAAAGUCAUCGCCGAAAUUGUCGGUGGAAUUCUGUUAGGUCCAUCGGCGUUGGGAAGAAACACAAACUACCUGCACCGUAUAUUCCCGGCAUGGAGUACUCCAACGCUAGAAUCAGUUGCAAGUAUUGGAUUAUUGUUCUUUCUCUUCCUCGUUGGACUUGAGUUAGAUCUAAACUCUAUUCGGAGAAGCGGUAAAAAAGCAUUCAGUAUAGCAGCUUUCGGAAUUUCCGUUCCUUUCAUCUGUGGAAUCGGCGUCGCCAUUGUCCUCCGGAAAACCGUCGACGGCGCAGACAAAGUCGGAUUCGGUCAAUUCCUCGUCUUCAUGGGAGUCGCUUUAUCAAUAACCGCAUUUCCCGUUUUAGCGCGAAUCCUCGCCGAACUCAAACUCCUCACGACGCGCGUGGGCGAAACCGCGAUGGCAGCAGCCGCAUUCAACGACUUAGCCGCGUGGAUUCUACUCGCUCUGGCGAUCGCGUUAGCCGGAAGUGGAGCCGACGGAGGAAAAAGUAAAAGUCCUCUUGUUUCCAUUUGGGUACUUCUCUCCGGCGUCGCUUUCGUUGCCUUUAUGAUGCUUGUUAUAGGUCCUGUGAUGAAGCGCGUGGCUCAAAGAUGCUCCGCGGAAAACGAAGCCGUGAACGAAGUUUAUAUUUGUAUUACCCUAGCUGGUGUAAUGGUUUCAGGAUUCAUAACUGAUUUCAUAGGGAUUCACUCGAUUUUUGGAGCGUUUGUUUUUGGGUUGACGAUUCCGAAAACUGGGAAUUUUGCUGAGAGGUUGAUAGAGAGAAUUGAGGAUUUUGUUUUGGGAUUGCUUCUACCACUUUACUUUGCUUCGAGUGGGUUGAAAACGAAUGUGACGAAAAUUAGCGGCGGAAAAGCGUGGGGGUUGUUGGUUUUGGUGAUUUCAACCGCUUGUGCAGGAAAGAUUUUAGGAACUUUUGUUGUUGCUAUGAUGUGCAGGAUUCCCGUUAGAGAAUCAAUUACACUUGGAGUUCUCAUGAACACAAAAGGUCUUGUUGAACUCAUUGUACUCAACAUUGGAAAAGAGAAAAAGGUUUUGAAUGACGAAAUAUUUGCAAUAUUAGUGCUUAUGGCUCUAUUUACCACCUUCAUCACAACCCCAGUAGUGAUGGCCAUCUAUAAACCAGCUCGAGGCAUCGCAGACAAAACUAUUCGCAAGCUAGGUGACAUGUCCACACACUCUUCUAAAGACAAAAACGUGGUGGAAACUCUUCGUGUCCUAGCUUGCAUCCAUGGUCCAACCAACAUUCCCGCCAUCAUAAACCUCAUUGAAUCAACACGUAGCACCAAAAACUCCCUCCUCAAAGUCUUCAUCAUGCACCUUGUUGAGCUCACAGAACGUUCAUCUUCCAUCAUCAUGGUUCAACGAGCUCGCAAAAACGGUUUUCCUUUCUUCAACCGGUUUAACCGCGAUGAAUGGUACAACCGUCUUGCUGGGGCUUUUCAGGCCUAUAGUCAAUUAGGCCGGGUUAUGGUCCGGUCAACUACAGCAAUCUCUUCUCUAUCCACAAUGCAUGAAGAUGUUUGCCAUGUAGCAGAGGAAAAGAAAGUGACAAUGAUCAUAUUACCUUUCCAUAAACAUUGGAGGAUGGAAGUUGAUGAAGAGAAUGACAAGGAGUCUCAUGAGGUGAUUGAGAAUGCUGGGCAUGAAUGGAGAGGUGUGAACCAAAGGGUACUUAAAAAUGCUCCUUGCUCAGUUGGUGUGCUUGUGGAUAGAGGAUAUGGGCAUGGCUCAAAGAACUUGGGCUCAGAAGGUACUGUGACACAAAGAAUAUGCAUUGUAUUCUUCGGCGGGCCUGAUGAUCGCGAGGCAUUAGAGCUGGGAAAGAAAAUGACUGAGCAUCCAGCAGUUGAAGUAACCAUUGUAAGGUUCGUUGAGCAAGAUGCGGAAAGUGGUAAUAACUUUGUUUUGCGCCAAUCACCUGGAAAAAGUGCUGAUGACAGCUAUAGCUUCGCCAUAACAAAAAUGAACCGACAAAAAGAACUGGAGUUGGAUGAAAAAGCAAUGGAAGAGUUUAGAAGCAAGUGCGGUGAAAAAGUAAAGUAUAUUGAGAAAGGUAGUGGCAACGUUGUGGAGGAGGUAGUAGCAUUAGGAGAAAGUGUUGAUUAUGAUCUCAUAAUUGUCGGGAAGGGCCGGUUUCCAUCGACUAUGGUGGCGGAAUUAGCAGAGAGGCCAGCAGAGCAUGCAGAGUUAGGUCCCAUAGGAGACAUUCUAACAUCCUCAACAACAGGUCACAAGAUGGUGUCAUCAGUACUUGUUCUUCAACAACAUGAUGUGGCAAUAACAGAGGAUGCACCAAUGUACAAGGUUAAGGUGCAUGAUGAGAAUGUUGCAGAGGUUUCAUCUGCAAGGCAUGAGAUAACUAUUGCAAAUGCAGUGUAA
Molecule: messenger RNA, 2559 nt
Organism: Lathyrus sativus (Indian pea)
Lineage: Eukaryota; Viridiplantae; Streptophyta; Magnoliopsida; Fabales; Fabaceae
Source: the annotation of a GenBank genome assembly